AUGUGUAGGGAAGAUUCUCCGGGGUCUGGACAUUUUGCAAGAAUCCCCCUAUUCAUACUGUCCUUAAAGCAGUUCGACAGAUGGAAGGCAACGGCUGGAGAUCGCUCCUUGCUCGGUGAUUUGCGCUGCGCGCUGCCUCCAACACUUCUGAUCCUUACAGUCGUCUUCCUGCUGCCGCUGACCGGCUCAUCGCAGCUACUGCGCUUCUCCUGUGGCAUCCCGGGGCUUCAUGCAGAGACGCUUCUGCUGUUUGCGCUCGCGACACCCGUGCAAUGCUGUGCAGCCAAGAGGUUUCACCAAGCAGCACGGCGUGCUCUCAAGAGGCGCUCACCGAACAUGGACGUGCUCAUCUCCACGGCAACAUGCCUUGCCUAUGGCUACUCCACCUUUAUGAUGGCGUUGGCCAUCGUCUUUGCGAUUUCUGGAGAGACCCAGGAGGAGCCUCCACCACACUUCUUCGAGACACCCUGUACUUUGGUCACCGUGGUUCUCAUAGGCCGCCUCCUGGAGUCCGGGGCGAAGCAGCGCACGACCACUUCACUCGACGAGCUGGUACGCACAAGCCCACCCAAAGCUCGGCUGGUGUCAGAGGAUGUCAAAGAACCGCGGGAUGUCGCCACCGAGCUUGUUGCCCUUGAAGACCUGCUUGAAGUCUGGCCGGGCGAAGUCGUGCCCGCAGAUGGCGAACUUUCCGGCUGGACUGUCGACGGCGGCCUCGUCUCGGCUGCGUUUGACGAGUCGCUGCUGACAGGCGAGAGCCGCCCUGUGCCCAAGGCUGUCGGCGACACGCUGAUAGGUGGCAGCCGCUUGGUCACCGGCCGUGCUGUGCGCCUCCGAGCCAAGCGGGUGGGCAGCGGUACAGCUUUGCAGCAAAUCGUGUCCCUCGUCGAACGCGCUGCGGCCUCGGCGGGGGCGGCUCCAGCGCAGCGCUUAGCGGAUGCGGCUGCGCGAAGCAGGUUCAUCCCUGUAAGGUCUCCAAGUCUCAUUGAGAGAACGAUGUACUUGUUGCAGAUCCAGAGUCGUGACAAGAACAACAUCUACAUCGUCGGCCAUGCUGCUUUUGGCCAGGGGCUCAUGCAGCUGGAGCGGUACAAUUUCGAGGAUGCGGCCACUUCUCUUGAGGGCGCCUGGACCGUGUGGAAGGAUGUUUUUCUCGGAGCACCGACGAAGCCGAUGCCGGUCGAUCCGAGAAGCUCGGAGGAGGAGGAGGAGUCCGAGUCAAGCAGCGAGUCGGAGUCCGAGACCGACUCCAGCUCUGAUCACCUGCCGGAGCGUCCGCGGCGAAUUGGUGCGAACGAGGCUGCCGCGAAAGCUUUCUUCAAGGCGAGAAACUGCAACAAUGAAGGCGCGGGGGUUGGUGCCACUUUCGCUCCAGCUGGCCCCAUCAGGAAGACCUCAUCGGGCUCAGGCUCGGACAGCGGAUCCAAGCCACGGAGGCGCCGUCCUCCAAAAGGCUUUGCAGAUGAUGGCGAGCCGGCGCCGCCACCGGAGCAGGAGGACCGGAUGGGCGUGUGGCCUCCGGUUCCCACCGUCGACAUCUUCGCCGAAGCUCUGACAGAUGCUUUGAUCCUGCGCGUGACAAGGGCGACGGAAGAGGAGGCCUUGGCAUGCGCUUUGGAGGCACAGCAGCAGAUCAUGGCCACUGCAGGUCAGGAGUCUCAAUCUGAUGACGACGACGAUGAGAGCGAGGACGAGGAGCUCAGCACUGUUGCCUACACCCAGCGGGCUUACAAGCGCGAUGUGCAGAUCAUGAUGAAAGAGCCUUCGGAAGGAACGACUGCACAACCCGGAGAAUUCGCAAGCUCCAAG
Molecule: messenger RNA, 1809 nt
Organism: Symbiodinium sp. CCMP2456
Lineage: Eukaryota; Dinophyceae; Suessiales; Symbiodiniaceae
Source: the annotation of a GenBank genome assembly